Molecule: messenger RNA, 2202 nt
Organism: Homarus americanus (American lobster)
Lineage: Eukaryota; Metazoa; Arthropoda; Malacostraca; Decapoda; Nephropidae
Product: beta-1,3-glucosyltransferase-like
Exons: 13
Coding region: 254-1660 (468 amino acids)
Cellular component (GO): membrane
Molecular function (GO): N-acetylgalactosaminide beta-1,3-galactosyltransferase activity
Source: RefSeq, a predicted model, not a curated record
GGGAGCGGCGUUUGUUUACAUGGUGGUGAGGGUUAGGCGUAGGUGGUCUGAGGUGGUGAGAUGAAACUGAAACAUGGAGGUCCAUUGAAAUCCCCAGCCCAGGGCCUUGUGGAUAUUUAAUUGGUCCGGCCCUGAAAGUGCUGUCCAGUGAGGGCCAUCAUGGAAGACCUGACACAGCACUGAAGUAUUCCUUCCCUGAGUGAAUUCUUCCCACCGAAUUUUCCCACAGCCUCAGCAGCCGUUAUUUCCAACCAUGAUGGAUAUUCUGAGGGCUGCGGUGUUGAUCUUGCUCAUCACCCGAGGAAUACACUGCUCUCAGCGUAAAGAUAGUUUCGUUUUUGUGAUAUUGAGCCAAGAGUCUGCAAGACAUACCGAUGCUGCCCGGGCCUUGUCAUCACACCUCACCGCCGAGUGUAAACAACUUGAUGUACCGUGUGUGGUGCACUUGGCGUGGGAGGACUGGCCUGGUGUUGCUGCCUGGACGUAUUUCCCACUGCUGGAGAGGCUGAGCAACGCCCACGGCACCAACAGUUCCUGGGUCAUUAUCCUGGAGGAGUGGGUGACUGUCAGGCUGGGGAAACUUGUACACCUCCUCCAUGACUACAAUCCUUCCCAGAGGGCUUUUAUUGGACGCGGCUUGGCGGACAAAGGAGAGAGCAUCAUCCACCACUUUACUGUUGUGGAUCCAAGUCACCCCCUGUACUACCCAGACACCAGGGCAGGGAUGGUACUGUCUACUGUGCUCGUCAACAGAAUUGCCAGUAGAUGGUCAGCAGCUUCCACACGACCAGGCUCGGAUUUCACCAUCGACGCUCCGUACGAAUUUGCCAGUUUCGUGAAGUCUGAUGGGGUAGAACUGACCCACCACGAAAGCGUGUGCGUCCAGGAGAAGCCCGGGUGUGCCACGACUUAUAACCCGCCUCAGAUGUGUGACGGUGUGGUUGAGACGCACAGUGUCCAUUUUGCCGUGAAAAGCUGCGAACGAUACCAUGGUGAACGUCUGCCCAUCAUCCAGGCCACGUGGCUCAAAGACGCUACCAACCACGCCAUCUAUAGUGAUGUUGAGGACGCAGCCUUGGGCACUGUGUCGCUCGGGGUCCCAAACACCAGGGAGGGCCACUGUGGUAAAACUCUAGCCAUCAUCCAUCGAGCGGCAGAACUCCCUUCCAUACAGUGGUUGGCUGUGGUAGACGACGACACGCUCAUCAGUGUCCCUCGUCUUCGUAGGUUACUCUCGUGUUAUGACCCUCAGGACCUCGUCGCCCUGGGUGAGAAAUACGGGUUUGCGGCCACGACCCCACACGGGUACGAUUACAUAACAGGCGGAGGCGGCAUGGUCUUCAGCAAGGCGUUAGUAGAGCAGCUGGCAGCUCCUGGUGUGUGUAAGUGUCCCAGCGACAACACCCCGGAUGACAUGUUCUUGGGAGUGUGUCUAAGGAAACUGUCGGUGCCCAUCAUCCACUCCUCUGCCUUCCAUCAGAACCGACCCAAUGAUUACCCUGAGGAACUACUGCAGGAGGGAGAGCUGCCUCUAUCAUUCCACAGGUACUGGAUGUCUGAUCCUUUGGAGGAGUUUGCUCGCUGGUUGAAUCAGUCGUCUGCCAGUGAGCGUUCUUCUGUGAGCGAUUCCUCCCCGGGCAGCGUCCACGUUGAACUGUAAGACUCACUGGUAGCCGAGAUUUCAACACAUUUGAAUAUUUACUAAUUUUUCUGUGUAUAGUUGUAUCAUCAUAUUUGUCUAUACUGUACCUGCAUUGUAGUUGUCAUUCUUGUUUAAGCUGUCAUCAUUCUUGUUUAAGCUGUCAUCAUUCUUGUUUAAGUUUCCAUUAUCAUCUUUGUUUAAGUUUCCAUCAUCAUCCUUGUUUAUGUCCCCAUUUUUUUUUUCAUCAAUAUAUAUUUUUAAGCAGAAUUUUUUGUUAUUUAAAUAGUAGAUGAUAUUUACAUUGUUGCGAAUGUUUUUUUUAUGGAACACAACUCAUCUGUAGAUCAAGUAUGUCUCAAUUUUUAGUCAUUUUUUUUAAUAUAUGUUAUUUGUAAUUUUUAAGUGUCAUCCUUUUACUAUCGAGAUAAUCUUUGCUAAUAUAUACUACUUUAGUUGGCAUUGAACUGCUAAGGUCACGCUGAGUAAAGUGUCAGAGCUCGAGUGAAAGAGUUAAUAGUCUCUACUGUAUUAUCUUUGCACAAUAAAAUUACAAAAGAUAA